CGUAAAAUCCUCUCUCUCUCUCUCUCUCUCUCUCUCUCUGUAAAUUUGAUCUUCCGGUGAAGGAAAGAUCAGUUGAAGGGUGGGUUCGUUGUAUAUCCAUCUGCUGGCCUGCUUUGGUUCCUUUUGGAAAUCAUCACCCUGGUGCUCCAAUUCCAGUUGCUUCCCUCUCACUCUGCUUUACUACUCUACUCUUUCUAAGGUAUGGCAUCAUCUGAUAAGCCAGAGACAGUUGAAAGGGAAACAAAGGAGAAAAAGCACGAGGAAGGUGACAAAGAUGAAGGGAAGGGUGGAUUUAUUGAAAAGAUAAAGGAUUUUAUUCAUGACAUUGGUGAGAAGAUUGAGGAAACAGUUGGAUUUGGCAAACCUACUGCUGAUGUUACAGGGAUUCACCUUCCUUGUAUUAAUCUCGAGAGGGCAGAUGUAGUUGUUGACGUCCUUGUGAAAAAUCCGAAUCCAAUUCCAAUUCCUCUUAUCGACAUAAACUACUUAAUCGAUAGCGAUGGGAGGAAACUGGUUUCUGGGUUGAUCCCUGAUGCUGGGACUAUCCAUGCUCACGGUUCAGAGACGGUCAAGAUACCACUUAGUUUGGUAUUUGAUGACAUUAAAAAUACAUAUGAUGAUAUAAAGCCUGGAAGUAUCAUUCCUUACAGGCUCAAGGUUGACCUCCUAGUUGAUGUGCCAGUUUUUGGAAGGUUGACUCUGCCACUUGAGAAAACAGGAGAGAUCCCUAUCCCAUACAAGCCUGACAUUGAUGUUGAAAAAAUACAUUUUCAGCGAUUCUCUUUCGAAGAAACUGUUGCACUUCUUCAUUUGAAACUGGAAAAUAAGAAUGACUUCGAUUUGGCCCUUAAUUCUCUAGACUAUGAGAUUUGGCUUGCUGACGUGAGUGUUGGAUGUGCAAAACUAUCACAAUCUACGAAGAUUGAUAAAAAUGGUAUUAGUUACUUCGAAAUUCCAAUCACCUUCAGGCCCAAGGAAUUUGGCUCUGCUCUUUGGGACAUGAUUAGAGGAAAAGGUACUGGUUACUCCAUGAAAGGAAACAUUGACGUGGAUACGCCCUUUGGAGCAAUGAAGUUGCCAAUCAGCAAGGAGGGUGGUACAACCAGUCUUAAGAAGGAUGGAGAUGACAAUGACGAUGAGGUUUGUUGACUCUCCAGCUUUUUAAUGAACCUUGUUACUUUCAUUUAGUUCUACCUAAUGCUUUAUCUAACUGUCGUCAAAAUUUCUAAUAAUUUUGCAACCUAAUGCUUUAUCUAACUGUCUUCAAAAUUUGUAAUAAUUUCGCAGGUGAACUGUUAAUACUAAUACUUCUUGUUUGUCUCCGUCAAAAUGUUUCAUCCUUUGUAUGCUCACACAACAAGUAACAUGCUGCUUUUGUAUCAUAUUCUGCAUUUUCUCUACAUUAGAAAAUAGGUCAAUGGCUUAUUGUACUUCUUUGGCAAUGUAACUGCUAUUGAGCUAAUUGGAUAGUUUCUGACAGACUCAUUUUCUUUUACCUAAGCAGGAUUUAUAGUUGGGAGGUUUUAGUUUUACUAUGUAGAAAUGUACAACUAAAAUUUCAUGCGGUGGAGAGUUAACAGGGCCGGCCCUAGGCACAGGCCCACAAGGCCACCGCCUAGGGCCCCCCAACUUAUAGGUAAUUAUGUAUAAUAUGUAAGGCUUUCUGUAGAAACCGCGUUAUGGUUCAGUGGUAAGAAUGUUGCCUUUCUUUCCUCAAAGUCAAGUUGCAAUAUUUGUCUCUCUGAAAGAGUUUUCAUAUCAGGCGCUACUAGUUAACAGUUUUAAAUUCUACACGGGUUCACAAUACUUAUGAUUUACUAAGGAUAAGGAGUAUGGACUCCGUACGCAUGACGCUUGUUUGACCAUUGAGACAAAAUGGGAUAUUCAGAUGCAACUUUUUUGAGUGCUUUAAGUUUAAUAUACCAGCAAGAUAACAAAUGCACACCCAACGUGUAUACCUGAUGUUUAAAACUUUAGUACUUAGUAAAUUCUGAUUUCGGGGGGAAAAAAAACAGGAACCUAAUCGUGCAAGAUAUCCAGUUUGUUCCAAGUGACUGGUAAGGAACCUUUAACACCUAUCAAUGUGGAAUAGAAAUGCAACGAUCGAUCCCUCAUCUCCUGUGUUUAAUCAGUCUCUAAAUCACAAAUCCGAUAUCGAUUCUGAUAUUGAUUUAUCAAUUGCAUGUCCUGUAUUCUCCUGCACUACCUUAUUCUUUUGAGUGUGAUAUAUUACUAGCAGUGGCGGACCUAAGAAUUUGACAUAACGGGGGCACCAAUUUUUUUUGUAACAGUAAUAUAUAAACAAAAAACCAUACAUGAGAGCAUGGGGCAAUCUCGAAGCCACCACCUCUUGUUUAGAAAGAGAGCAUUUUACCAUUGCACCAACAAACAACUACUUUACAUA
This is a messenger RNA of Rhododendron vialii, 2404 nucleotides long. RefSeq lists its product as uncharacterized. Gene Ontology annotation, cellular component: cytosol. Lineage: Eukaryota; Viridiplantae; Streptophyta; Magnoliopsida; Ericales; Ericaceae. The coding region runs from base 202 to 1149 and encodes 315 amino acids. The transcript has 2 exons. Gene Ontology annotation, biological process: response to desiccation. The record is from RefSeq and is a predicted model, not a curated record.